Messenger RNA from Onychostoma macrolepis, 1526 nucleotides. RefSeq names its product carbonic anhydrase 7-like. The transcript is spliced from 9 exons. Gene Ontology annotation, cellular component: plasma membrane. The record is from RefSeq and is a predicted model, not a curated record. The coding region runs from base 16 to 1044 and encodes 342 amino acids. Gene Ontology annotation, molecular function: carbonate dehydratase activity; zinc ion binding. Lineage: Eukaryota; Metazoa; Chordata; Actinopteri; Cypriniformes; Cyprinidae.
GUACUAAAGGUGGGAAUGAAGCCAACUCAUCAUAUUACUGCAUACAGACGGGUGAAUCAAGUCAGAGAGAUGAUUGUUUUGCUGGUAACUUGCCUUGCUGCUCUUCUGUGUCCCACCGUCCACAGUGCGGACGCUUCAGUGGAAUGGUGCUAUCACAAGCCAGCAUGCAAUUUUACCACCUGGUCCAAGAUUGCUCCACAAUAUUGCAAUGGAUCCAAGCAAUCUCCCAUUAAUAUCGUGACUGCAAGUGUCCAGGGAAAUCCUAACCUGACCUCCUUUAACUUAACUGGUUUUGAUGACAAUUCCACCUUCAUGUCAAUCGUAAACUCAGGCGACUCCGUGGUGGUCAACCUGGAUGAUGAGAAAAUUAAAGUGCAAGGAGGUGCUCUUCCAGGUGUAUACAACACCAAACAAUUCCAUCUCCACUGGGGUAACGGCAGCUCCUCGCCUGGCUCCGAACACACCGUGGAUGGCAAACAGUACCCAAUGGAGCUGCACAUUGUAAGUGUCCAUUCAAAAUACAACAGGAGUGUGUCAGCUGCUUUAGCUGCCAAAGACAGCACAGCAUUGGCUGUUCUUGGUUUCUUCAUUGAGGGAACCAGUGAAGCUAACAAAACAAAAAGCUGGGAUAUCCUAACAUCCUAUUUGAAAAACAUCUCCAAUUCAGGUGGUCAAACCUCAGACAUCAUGAAUCAAAUCACACUGAACAGUCUGAUUGAAGGUGUGGACAGGACUAAAUAUUACCGCUACCAAGGCUCUCUAACUACACCCAGCUGUAAUGAAGCUGUGAUUUGGACUGUGUUUAAAGAACCCGUCAAAGUCAGCCAGAACUUUAUCAACCGCUUCAGCACAACUGUCCUUUUCAAAGACCCAAACGCUUCAGUUCUGAACACCAACAACUUCAGAGGAGUUCAGCCCUUGAACGGCAGAGUUGUGACGUCACAGGUGGUACAAACAGCAGCAACUGUCACAACUUCAUCAGCCGCCACAUCCACUUUAUCUUUUAUCACAGUACUUCUCUUCUCCAGUUUGUGUUGGCUGUAGAAAUAUGCUUUGUGCACAUUUGAGCUGAUUUAAUUUAUUGCUAUUGUAAAUUAUGCGUGCUUUAAUUGAUUGCAUUUGAUCAUGAUUGAUGAUUUCUGUAUAUAUUGAUUUUAUCAAUUGUGAAUCUUGUUACAAAAAUAAGAGCAAGUUAGGAGUUGAUGACAUGUAGCUGUUCCUUUCUCUACCAAUUGUAUAUCUAUUCCUACCGAGUGUAUUUUUAAACGCACAAUUUGCCAUCUUUGAGGAUAAUAUAAGUAGGAUAUCAAUUAUUAACAUAAUUAUUUUUUUAUCUCAAGGUCUUAGUUUAAAAUGGUUAAAAUCAUACAGACUGCUGACGUUUUAUAUGAAGAUUGUUUUCUGUAGUUAUAUUCCACAUUUGAUGAUUCAGUAGUAUUAAGAUGAUUCAUGUUUUAAAUUUUAAAACAUGAUGAUUUAUGCUUAAAUUUAUUAAAACUGAAAUAAUAAAUUAUUGCUGUUUAAUA